Sciurus carolinensis (gray squirrel) is the source of this 969-nucleotide messenger RNA. RefSeq names its product olfactory receptor 7A17-like. The transcript has a single exon. Bases 1 to 969 code for a protein of 322 amino acids. The record is from RefSeq and is a predicted model, not a curated record. Gene Ontology annotation, biological process: G protein-coupled receptor signaling pathway. Gene Ontology annotation, cellular component: membrane. Gene Ontology annotation, molecular function: G protein-coupled receptor activity; olfactory receptor activity. NCBI's taxonomy places the organism in Eukaryota, Metazoa, Chordata, Mammalia, Rodentia, Sciuridae.
AUGGGUCCAGAAAAUGAGACACAGAUUUCAGAAUUCCUUCUGCUGGGACUUUCAGAGGACCCAGAACUGCAGCCCCUCAUCUUUGGGCUUUUCCUCUCCAUGUACCUGGUCACGGUGCUAGGGAACCUGCUCAUCAUCCUGGCCACCAUCUCAGACUCCCACCUGCACACGCCCAUGUACUUCUUCCUCUCCAACCUGUCCUUUGUGGACAUCUGCUUCACCUCCACCACUGUCCCAAAGAUGCUGGUGAACAUCCAGACACAGAGCAAGGUCAUUUCCUAUGCAGGCUGCAUCACACAGAUAUACUUCUUUGCAAUAUUUGUAGUGUUAGACAACUUCCUCCUGGCUGUGAUGGCCUAUGACCGAUAUGUGGCCAUCUGCCACCCCCUGCACUACACAGUCAGCAUGAACCCCCAUGUCUGUGGAUUGCUGGUGCUGGCAUCCUGGAUUGUGAGUGUCCUGAAUUCCUUAUUACAAAGGUUAAUGGUGCUGCGGCUCUCCUUCUGCACAGAUUUGGAAAUCCCCCACUUUUUCUGUGAACUGAACCAGGUGGUCCACCUUGCUUGUUCUGACACUUUUCUUAAUGACCUUGUGGUAUAUCUUGCAUCUGUGUUGCUGGGAGGUGGCCCCCUUGCUGGCAUCCUUUACUCCUACUCCAAGAUAGUGUCCUCCAUCCUUGCAAUCUCAUCUGCUCAGGGCAAACGCAAAGCCUUCUCCACCUGUGCAUCUCACCUCUCCGUGGUCUCCUUAUUUUAUGGCACAAGCCUAGGUGUGUACCUCACUUCUGCUGUGGCCCAAAACUCACUCUCUACUGCCACAGCCUCAGUGAUGUACAGCGUGGUCACCCCCAUGCUGAACCCCUUCAUCUACAGUCUGAGGAAUCAGGACCUCAAGAGUGCUGUGAGAAGACUCUUUGGGAAGGCAACUAUGAAAGGGGUGUUUUGCCCAGGGCUGGACAAAUGCCUGUAG